Penicillium riverlandense is the source of this 831-nucleotide messenger RNA. Its product is annotated as heme-dependent oxidative N-demethylase family protein. The transcript has 3 exons. Bases 1 to 831 code for a protein of 276 amino acids. Lineage: Eukaryota; Fungi; Ascomycota; Eurotiomycetes; Eurotiales; Aspergillaceae. The record is from RefSeq and is a predicted model, not a curated record.
AUGGACAAGAAUUACGUGGAUCGAAUUUACCUGCGAAGAAAGAUCAUGAACGAGCAUACCGACACUGUCCUGGCUGCUGAAGACAGUGUCAAGUCAGCUGUCGAUGAGUUCUACUCCUGGCUUCUGGGAUCUUUUCUUCCUACACGGUUUCCCAGGAUGUUUGUAUUGGAGCACACAGGUAACAAGGAAGACUUCCUACACAGCUUGGUGACAGACGAGAAAAUCCCCCUGUCUCCUGCCGAGAAGCCGCUAGAAACCCUUGAACGAAUGGGAGGGCUCGUCGACGAUGACUUUCUAUUCUUGUUACCCUCAGCUGACGGAGAUGGGUACACCUUGAAGGGAUUUGUGACAUGCUUUCCAAACGGAUUCAACACAUUUCAAAAGUUGAAUCUCAAAUUGAGGGACAUCCACAAGCCUGUUCCGCAUUACAAAAAAAAGCUGGAAAAAAGCAUGGAUCGGUAUUUCGCAAGGUUGCCAACUGGAAAGUUUGUCAAGCGAGCCAAUUGGGCCAUUACAACUACAGACGAGCUUUUCACUCCCAGUGGUAACCACCUUUACGAAGGCGAAAAGAUUCAUCAGGAGGAGAUCGAUAUCAGCAGCACUCGUCUCCGUUGCGAAAGACAGGUCCUGCACCGGCUACCGCGGAGUCGUGCGCUUCUCUUCUCAGUUAAAACCUUAACAUAUACACUGCCAGAGAUCAAAGAAGAAGGCCUUGGCAAGGCUCUCGCGGAAGCAAUUGAUGGGUUGAGAGAAGGGAAUGCGCCAGAUCUCCACUUCUAUAAACGGGCUGCAGUGUGGGGAGAGCCCGUGAAGCUUUUCCUCACUAGUUGA